This is a messenger RNA of Astyanax mexicanus (Mexican tetra), 9089 nucleotides long. RefSeq names its product HECT domain containing 1 (gene hectd1). The record is from RefSeq and is a predicted model, not a curated record. The transcript has 43 exons. Gene Ontology annotation, biological process: anatomical structure development; protein K63-linked ubiquitination; proteasome-mediated ubiquitin-dependent protein catabolic process. Gene Ontology annotation, molecular function: ubiquitin protein ligase activity; protein binding; metal ion binding. NCBI's taxonomy places the organism in Eukaryota, Metazoa, Chordata, Actinopteri, Characiformes, Acestrorhamphidae. Gene Ontology annotation, cellular component: nuclear speck. The coding region runs from base 382 to 8157 and encodes 2591 amino acids.
ACUUAUCCGUUGGGGAGCCGGACAGCGCUAGUUUCCCCCGGCGGCUCUCCAUUUCGCUCAGAAGCGCCUCCGCCGCUCACUGUGACCUCUACGCGUGUUUAUAACAGAGAGGGGAUGAAGAAUCCUUACUUAUCGUCUUAGUUUGGGUGAAAACUCGUGGAUUUGAAUUGAGAACUUGGAUUUUUCGUCUUCUUCUCGGCGUUUGGGGGGAGAGGCAGGCGAUAAGCGAGGAGCUCGGCAGAGCCAAGCUGUUUAACUGUGCGUGAUCAGGUGAAGACUUCAUGAGCCAACAGGAGGACUAGUGACUGCCCCCGUUCUUUUCUCUCUUAUUACUGGCGGAUGCUUUGACUGGGCGACAGGUGGACAGGGUAGCAGCGCGUCAUGGCGGACGUGGACCCGGACACACUGCUGGAGUGGCUGCAGAUGGGGCAGGGCGAUGAGCGGGACAUGCAGCUCAUCGCAUUGGAGCAGCUCUGCAUGCUACUGCUCAUGUCUGAUAAUGUUGACCGCUGCUUUGAAACGUGUCCCCCGCGCACGUUUCUCCCAGCCUUGUGUAAGAUCUUCUUGGAUGAAAGCGCUCCUGACAACGUUCUGGAGGUGACUGCCCGAGCAAUCACCUACUACCUGGAUGUGUCGGCCGAGUGCACACGCAGGAUAGUUGGAGUGGAUGGGGCCAUCAAGGCUCUCUGUAACAGAUUGGUAGUGGUGGAGCUGAAUAAUAGGACCAGCAGAGAUCUGGCCGAGCAGUGUGUGAAGGUACUGGAGCUGAUCUGCACGCGAGAGUCUGGUGCUGUUUUCGAGGCUGGGGGGCUGAACUGUGUGUUGAGCUUCAUUAGGGACAGUGGACACCUAGUACAUAAAGACACGUUGCACUCUGCCAUGGCAGUGGUCUCUCGGCUGUGCAGUAAGAUGGAGCCGCAGGAUUCCUCCCUGGAGACCUGUGUGGAGUCUCUUUCCAGCCUGCUUAAGCAUGAAGAUCACCAGGUUUCAGAUGGAGCCCUGCGGUGCUUUGCCUCGUUGGCGGACCGCUUCACUCGACGUGGGGUGGACCCUGCCCCUCUGGCCAAGCAUGGGCUCACAGAGGAGCUAUUGUCCCGCAUGGCUGCGGCAGGAGGCACAGCUACUGGACCCUCCUCCACCUGUAAACCUGGCAGAACCUCCACUGGAGCUGCUCCAUCUGCUGCUGACUCCAAACUCAGUAACCAAGUGUCCACUAUUGUCAGUCUGCUCUCCACGCUGUGCAGAGGCUCGCCACUGGUCACUCAUGAUCUGCUGCGCUCAGAGCUGCCUGACUCCAUGGAGAGUGCUCUGCAGGGUGAUGAGCGCUGUGUUUUAGAUACUAUGCGGCUGGUGGAUCUUCUGCUGGUGCUGCUGUUUGAGGGCCGCAAGGCUUUGCCCAAGUCCACUGCCGGCUCCACCGGCCGCAUCCCAGGCCUGCGGCGUCUCGACAGCUCCGGAGAGCGAUCUCACAGACAGCUCAUCGACUGUAUCCGCAGCAAAGACACAGAUGCACUCAUCGACGCUAUCGACACCGGAGCAUUUGAAGUGAAUUUUAUGGAUGAUGUCGGGCAGACACUUUUGAAUUGGGCUUCUGCUUUCGGAACACAAGAAAUGGUUGAGUUUCUGUGCGAGAGAGGUGCUGAUGUCAAUAGAGGUCAGAGGUCAUCCUCACUGCAUUAUGCUGCCUGUUUUGGGCGGCCACAAGUAGCCAAGACUUUACUCCGUCAUGGAGCCAACCCUGACCUGAGAGAUGAAGAUGGUAAAACUCCUCUUGAUAAAGCCAGGGAAAGGGGGCACAGCGAGGUGGUUGCUAUUCUCCAGUCUCCUGGAGAUUGGAUGUGUCCUGUGAACAAGGGGGAUGACAAGAAAAAGAAGGAUGUGAAUAAGGAGGAGGAGGAGGGCAGUGAACCCAAAGGGGACCCAGAGAUGGCUCCUAUCUAUCUGAAGAGGCUGCUGCCAGUAUUUGCACAAACCUUUCAGCAAACCAUGCUGCCUUCAAUAAGGAAAGCUAGUUUAGCUCUGAUCAGGAAGAUGGUUCACUACAGUUCUGAAGUGCUGCUUAAGGAAGUGUGUGACUCAGAUGCUGGACACAACCUGCCCACAGUCCUGGUGGAGAUCACUGCUACUGUGCUGGAUCAGGAGGAUGAUGAUGAUGGGCACUUGUUGGCACUGCAGAUCAUCAGAGAUCUGGUGGAUAAGGGUGGCGAUGUGUUCUUAGACCAGCUGGCCCGACUUGGUGUUAUCAAUAAGGUUUCUACUUUAGCUGGACCCACCUCAGAUGAUGAGAAUGAAGAGGAAGCCAAACCAGAGAAGGAGGAUGAACCACAGGAGGAUGCAAAAGAGGUCCAGCAGGGCAAGCCCUACCACUGGCGGGACUGGUCCAUCAUCAGGGGCAGAGACUGCCUGUAUAUCUGGAGUGAUGCUGCUGCGCUGGAGCUCUCCAAUGGCAGCAAUGGCUGGUUUCGCUUCAUCCUGGAUGGCAAAUUGGCCACCAUGUACUCCAGUGGUAGCCCAGAGGGGGGGUCUGAUAGUUCAGAGAGCCGGAGUGAGUUUCUAGAGAAACUCCAGCGCGCCAGGAGUCAGGUGAAGCCAGUCACCGCCAGCCAGCCCAUCCUUUCGACACUAGGACCUACUAAACUCACUGUAGGGAACUGGUCCCUCACGUGCCUGAAGGAGGGCGAGAUUGCCAUCCACAAUUCGGAUGGACAGCAGGCCACCAUCUUGAAGGAGGAUUUGCCAGGCUUUGUGUUCGAAUCCAACCGAGGCACCAAGCACUCCUUCACUGCUGAAACAUCUCUGGUCUUCACUGUUUCAGGGUCAGAGUUCGUAACUGGAUGGACUGGAAAACGUGGAAGGAAGCUCAAAUCCAAAUUGGAAAAAACAAAACAAAAGGUGAAAACCAUGGCCAGAGAUUUGUAUGAUGACCAUUUUAAGGCUGUGGAAAGUAUGCCCAGAGGUGUAGUCGUUACAUUGAGGAACAUUGCCACACAGCUGGAGUCUGCCUGGGAGCUGCAUACACACAGACAAUGUAUUGAGGGCGAGAACACGUGGCGAGACCUCAUGAAAACAGCUUUAGAAAACUUGAUUGUGGUUCUCAAGGAUGAGAACACGAUCUCUCCCUAUGAAAUGUGCAGCAGUGGCCUUGUGCAAGCACUUUUUACUGUUCUUAAUAAUAGUGUGGAACUUGACGUGAAGCAUGAUUGUAAGCCAUUGAUGGAACGGAUAAAUGUGUUUAAAACUGCAUUCAGUGAAAAUGAAGAUGAUGAAAGCCGACCCGCUGUUGCCUUAAUCCGUAAACUGAUAGCAGUCCUGGAGUCUAUAGAACGGCUACCUCAUCACUUGUAUGACACGCCUGGUUCAACAUACAACUUGCAGAUUCUGACCAGGCGGUUACGUUUCCGGUUGGAGCGUGCUCCAGGUGAGACAGCAUUGAUUGAUCGGACCGGCAGGAUGCUGAAAAUGGAACCUCUGGCUACUGUCGAGUCACUGGAGCAAUACCUACUUAAAAUGGUGGCGAAGCAGUGGUAUGACUUCGACAGAUCCUCCUUCAUUUUUGUCAGGAAGCUGCGUGAAGGCCAGAGCUUCACCUUCAGACACCAGCAUGACUUUGAUGAGAACGGUAUUGUGUACUGGAUUGGCACGAAUGCAAAGACUGCGUAUGAGUGGGUGAACCCUGCUGCUUAUGGCCUGGUGGUGGUGACCUCCUCAGAGGGCAGAAAUCUGCCGUACGGGCGACUGGAGGACAUCCUGAGCAGAGACAGCUCAGCCCUCAACUGCCACACCAACGAUGACAAGAAUGCCUGGUUUGCUGUGGAUCUGGGUCUGUGGGUCAUCCCCUCCGCCUAUACCCUGCGCCACGCCCGCGGCUACGGCCGGUCUGCCCUCCGCAACUGGGUGUUCCAAGUGUCCAAAGAUGGCCAGAACUGGAUGACCCUCUACACCCAUGUAGACGACGGCAGCCUUAAUGAACCCGGGUCUACUGCUACAUGGCCUCUGGACCCACCCAAAGAUGAGAAGCAAGGCUGGAGACACAUUCGGAUAAAGCAGAUGGGGAAGAACGCCAGCGGGCAAACGCACUACCUUUCCCUGUCUGGACUGGAGAUCUAUGGCACGGUCAACGGCGUGUGUGAAGAUCAGCUCGGUAAAGCAGUGAAGGAAGCAGAGGCCAAUCUGCGCAGACAGCGAAGGCUCUUCCGUUCUCAGGUGAUGAAGUAUAUAGUUCCAGGAGCCCGGGUGGUGCGUGGCAUUGACUGGAAGUGGAGGGACCAGGAUGGCAACCCUCCUGGAGAAGGAACAGUGACAGGAGAAGCCCACAAUGGCUGGAUUGAUGUUACCUGGGAUGCCGGUGGUUCAAACUCGUACCGUAUGGGUGCAGAAGGGAAGUUUGACCUCAAGCUUGCGCCAGGGUACGACCCUGAGUCAGCGCCAUCACCCAAACCUGUCUCAUCCACUGUUGCAGGCACGCCGCAGUCCUGGAGCAGCCUGGUGAAAAAUAACUGUCCGGACAAGGGCGGCUCGUCCUCGGCGGCUGGGGCCAGCUCCUCCAGCCGGAAGGGCAGUAGCAGUUCGGUGUGGAGCGUGGCCAGCAGCAGCGAUAUCAGCCUGAGCUCGGCGCGCGUGGAGCGCAGGGUGGAGGGCCUUUUGGAGCAGGGGGCUAGCAUCGGUGGAGGAGCUCCGGGGGCGGAGGGACAGGAGCCGGUGGUGGUGCUUUCCUCGGCGGAGGCCGGUUCAGGCUCCAGCACCAGCACGCUCACCGCUGAGGCUGGAAGCGAGAGCGAUCGCAAAACACCAGCACCCGACGGGACCCUGCGACAGUCUGCUGAGUCGGCAGCCAUGUCUAUGGGUCUGGUCAGCGUCAGCUCUCCCGAUGUCAGCUCGGUAUCCGAGUCGUCCAGCAAGGAUGCAGCAUCCCAGAGGCCCCUGUGUUCAGCCACCAGCGCCCGGCUCUCGGUCAGCUCUCUACUGGCUGCUGGAGCCCCCAUGAGUUCCAGUGCUAGCGUGCCCAACCUGUCAUCACGUGAAGCCAGCCUAAUGGAGUCAUUUGUGCGCAGAGCACCCAACAUGUCCCGCACCAAUGCCACCAACAACAUGAACCUGAGCCGCAGCAGUAGCGACAAUAACACCAACACGCUGGGCCGCAAUGUCAUGGGCACUGCCACCUCUCCUCUCAUGGGUGCACAGAGCUUUCCUAACCUUACAACUACUGGUACCACCUCAACUGUUACAAUGUCCACCUCCAUAGUAACCAGCAGCAGUAAUGUAGCCACGGCAACUACAGGUUUGUCCGUCGGCCAGUUGCUCAGUAACACGCUGACGACCAGCCUGACCUCAACGUCUAGCGAGAGCGACACAGGUCAGGAGGCUGAGUUUUCCCUAUAUGACUUCCUGGACAGCUGCCGGGCAAACACGUUGCUUGCUGAACUGGAUGAUGAAGAAGAUUUGCCCGAGCCAGACGAUGACGACGACGAAAAUGAGGAUGACAAUCAGGAGGACCAGGAGUAUGAGGAAGUUCUGGUACGGUCCAGGGUCAACCUUGGUUACCACGUUCAUAUUCAUAGGGAGGAAGAGGAGUAUGAAACCAAAGGUGGCAGACGCAGGACCUGGGACGAUGACUUUGUGCUGAAGCGGCAGUUCUCCGCUCUAGUGCCUGCAUUUGACCCCAGACCCGGUCGAACCAAUGUCCAGCAAACCACUGACCUGGAGAUUCCUACCCCAGGUACCCCUCGCUCAGAGGUGCAGGAGGAGGUGGAAUGUGCCCCCUCUCCUCACUUGGCUCUCAUCCUUAAGGUGGCAGGGCUGGGAACCACACGGGAAGUAGAACUACCUCUCUCCAACUACAAGUCCACCAUCUUUUACUACGUCCAAAAGCUGCUGCAGCUCUCUUGUAACGGCAGCAUCAAAUCUGACAAGCUCAGACGCAUCUGGGAGCCCACCUACACGAUAAUGUAUAGAGAGCUGAAGGAUUCUGACAAAGAGAAAGAAAGUGGCAAGAUGGGUUGCUGGUCUGUAGAGCAUGUGGAACAGUUCCUUGGCACAGAUGAAUUACCAAAGAAUGACUUGAUAACCUACAUGCAGAAGAAUGCAGACUCGACUUUCCUGCGCCUCUGGAAAUUAACCGGCACUAAUAAAAGUAUUAGGAAAAACAGAAAUUGUUCGCAGCUCAUAGCUGCAUACAAGGAUUUCUGCGAGCGAGGCUGCAGGUCCACAGGGCUUGGCUCGGGCUCUUUUUCAGCCUCUCAGAGCUGCGACAUCCUGAGCGGAGCACCAGAGCAGGCCCAGGCCAAGGCUGGCUCGGGUCAGAGCGCCUGUGGCGUGGAGGAUGUUCUGCAGCUCCUGCGCAUCCUCUUUAUCAUCGGUGGAGAGCCUUCAUCUGGUAUCACACUACAAGAAGAUGUGGAUGAUUUACAAUUCAAUGCCUCUCCUGAAGAGUUCACCAGCAAAAAAAUAACAACCAAAAUUCUGCAACAAAUUGAGGAGCCACUGGCAUUGGCUAGUGGAGCUCUCCCAGAUUGGUGUGAACAGUUAACCAGCAAGUGUCCUUUCCUCAUCCCCUUUGAAACCCGGCAGCUUUUCUUCACCUGCACUGCAUUUGGAGCCUCCAGGGCAAUAGUCUGGCUCCAAAACCGGAGAGAAGCUACUAUGGAGCGCUCACGGCCAUCCACUACAGUGCGGCGGGAUGACCCUGGCGAGUUUCGGGUGGGCCGCCUUAAACACGAGCGUGUGAAGGUGCCACGCGGGGAGACCAUGAUGGAGUGGGCUGAGAGUGUGAUGCAGAUCCACGCUGACAAGAAGUCUGUAUUAGAGGUGGAGUUCCAGGGGGAGGAGGGAACUGGACUGGGGCCCACACUAGAGUUUUAUGCCCUUGUAGCUGCUGAGUUCCAGAGGACCUCAUUGGGCAUUUGGCUCUGUGACGAUGAUUUCCCAGAUGAUGAGUCACGUCAGGUGGAUCUAGGAGGUGGUCUGAAACCCCCUGGCUAUUACGUACAGCGCUCCUGCGGCCUUUUCCCUGCACCGUUCCCACAGGAUAAUGACGAAUUGGAGCGCAUCACCAAGCUGUUCCUCUUCCUGGGCAUCUUCCUGGCCAAGUGCAUCCAGGACAACAGGCUUGUGGACCUGCCCAUUUCCCAGCCCUUCUUCAAGCUGCUUUGUAUGGGAGACAUUAAGAGCAACAUGAGUAAGCUGCUGUACCAGACCCACGGGGACUCUGACCACCGCUUCUCCGAGAUCCAGCUGGAGGCCUCCACUGAGGAGGGUCAAGACACGUACUCAAUGGGCAGCUUUGAUGAGGACUCAAAAUCUGAAUUUAUUCUUGACCCACCGAAGCCCAAACCCCCUGCCUGGUACCAUGGCAUCCUGACGUGGGAGGACUUUGAACUGGUGAACCCUCACAGAGCACGAUUCUUGAAGGAGAUGAAGGAUCUGGCAGUAAAGAGGAGGCAAAUCCUGGGCAAUAAGAGCCUUUCAGAGGACGAAAAGAACACUCGGCUACAAGAUCUCAUGCUGAAGAACCCUAUGGGCUCCGGCCCGCCACUCAGUGUAGAAGACCUGGGAUUAAAUUUCCAGUUCUGUCCCUCAUCUAAAGUACAUGGCUUUUCAGCAGUAGACCUUAAGCCCAAUGGAGAUGACGAGAUGGUUACCAUGGAGAAUGCAGAGGAGUAUGUGGAGUUGAUGUUUGACUUCUGUAUGCACACUGGAAUCCAGAAGCAAAUGGAGGCCUUCAGAGAGGGCUUUAACAGGGUGUUCCCUAUGGAGAAACUAAGCUCAUUCAGUCAUAAAGAGGUCCAGAUGAUCCUGUGUGGGAACCAGUCUCCGUCCUGGACGGCUGAGGACAUCGUCAACUACACUGAGCCCAAACUGGGAUACACUCGAGACAGUCCUGGGUUCCUCCGCUUUGUGCGAGUUCUGUGUGGAAUGUCCUCAGAUGAGAGGAAAGCCUUCCUUCAGUUCACAACUGGUUGCUCAACACUGCCUCCUGGUGGACUCGCCAACUUGCACCCUCGUCUCACAAUUGUUCGCAAGGUGGAUGCAACAGAUGCCAGCUACCCCUCUGUAAACACAUGCGUGCACUACCUGAAGUUGCCGGAGUAUUCCUCCGAGGAGAUCAUGAGAGAGCGCCUUCUCGCCGCAACUAUGGAAAAGGGCUUCCACCUCAACUGAGCAUGCUCUCCCUGCACCACUGACCAACUCCCUGGACUGAUGAAGCCUGUUGUGUUUUUGUUGCAGAAAAAAAAAAAAAAAAGAAAAAUACAAAAGCUGUGCUCGUCAAUGAAAUCUCCCCCUCCUCUACACAGCCCCCACAUUUACGCCUGUAACCAAAAGGAACCCCAUGUUCAGCUCACUAGCUACUGAAACAGAUUUAGGGCUGUGCCCCUGCCUAUCUUGCCACAGACUCCUCAUGGCCUCUCCUCGGGGCUCUGCACUGCUUUAAGGGCUCGAGCCACUGGUAGCCGAGGGCAGUCUCUCCUCGUAUCCCGCGUUUACUCUCGUACCCGGCUCAGAGCGUCUACGUAAAACUCAGCAUAGGCUUUCCUUUCAGACUCCCACGUAGCACAGUCAUCUCACGCGCGCCAGACCCCGGUUUCCCUGAGAGGGGGGCACAAUCACCUGCUUGUGUAGAGCUAACUGUAGAGUGUUUGGGUAUUUCCAGGUUUUAAGUUUUACUAGUGCCUGCAUUAUUUGAACUAUUAGGAUUUUCUCUCCCCCUUCCCCCUUUUUUUGUUUGGCUUAAAUCUUUCAGCGAUCAUGCCCACGUUUUCUUUUUAUUUCUCCUCCUCCCCCCCUUCCUUACGCUGUAUAUUUCAAUUGUUCAUCUCUCUCUCUCUGCUGAAAGGAUAAACGUCCCGGAGUGCAUUUGUGUAAUUUUACAAUAAAGCUAUAGAGACAAAAAGAAAAAAACACUGGUUCUGUGUGCUAGGCACAUUUAAAAAAGAAAAAGAAAAGAAAAAGAAAGGUAAAAAAGCAAGCUAUGCUUCUCAUUGUAUUUUCUUUGUAUAUUAUAAACAUUUAUUUAACUCAAGUUGCAGUUUGAAGUAAACAAAUAUUUUCAAAUGUGUAUGCUCCAAAAUAAUCAUUAAAAUGUUUGCAAAGUA